Messenger RNA from Closterium sp. NIES-65, 792 nucleotides. The record is from the annotation of a GenBank genome assembly. NCBI's taxonomy places the organism in Eukaryota, Viridiplantae, Streptophyta, Zygnematophyceae, Desmidiales, Closteriaceae.
AUGAGGCCUGAUCGCAGCACCAUUGGCCGAGUGCUCAAGGAGUUCGAGCGAUGGGCAUCUGCGGCAUCCGACAACAACACCGUGCGCGUGCGCGGCGGAGCCCAUCCUGAGCUCGAGCGUGCAAUGGCGCGCUGGAUUGCCAAUGCUGGACCGGCUGGCAUGCCGUUGACCCUUGCGACAAUUCGCGAGCACGUUGCGAACUUGGCGCAUAGCAUGUCUCUGCCUCCGACUUUCCGGUGCUCCAUCGGUUGGGUCCGCCGUGCAUUGCGCCGCCAGGGUGUCAGGUGCAUCGCCGCAUGUGGCGAGGCGGCCGGCCAGGACCUCGCCGCCAUCCGUAUUGCUCAGGAGAAGCUCCCGCAGCUCCUCAUGCACCUCUCCGUGAGGCCGCGCGACACCUACAACUUCGACGAAACUGCACUCUACAUUUCGGUGCUUCCUCGCAAGACGUACGGCGCCGGCCGUGUGGCGGGAAGGAAGGAGGUGAAAGAUCGCCUCACCGUCGGCUUCCUCGUCAACGCGGACGGCUCUCACUCCUUCCGCCCCUUGGUGAUCUCCAAGGCGAAGCGCCCCCACGACUUCCGCCCGAGCUUCAAUCCGCUUUUCAUCCUCUUCAUCGGGCAGCUGAACGCUGCCAUGUAUGCCGAGGAUCGUCAUAUUGUGAUUCUGCUUGACAACGCGAGCAGCCAUAUCCUCAGGUCGCGCGGCGCCACCUCCGAGGACCUAUUCGGGUUCCGCACGUGCUCUCUCUCCAACAUCCGCCUGGUGUAUCUCCCACCGAACACCACCACCUGA